Prionailurus viverrinus (fishing cat) is the source of this 952-nucleotide messenger RNA. RefSeq names its product intraflagellar transport 20 (gene IFT20). The transcript is spliced from 5 exons. Gene Ontology annotation, biological process: centrosome localization; protein localization to cilium; intraciliary transport. Gene Ontology annotation, cellular component: Golgi apparatus; cilium; intraciliary transport particle B. The record is from RefSeq and is a predicted model, not a curated record. Bases 225 to 623 code for a protein of 132 amino acids. NCBI's taxonomy places the organism in Eukaryota, Metazoa, Chordata, Mammalia, Carnivora, Felidae.
GCCGGGGGACGCGGGCGGACCCGGGGCGAGUGAAUCUGACAGGCCGAAAGAAACGUGGGGACUCCGCGCGGUUCUUUGCGAGCGGUGUUACACCCAGCUUGGGCCUGGAACUUAACGCGCUGAUGCUAACAACGGUCUUGUGAGGAAACUGCGGCUCAGAUAAGUUCAAGGCGCUUGCGUAGUGUGGACAGCCAGCUCCACCACCCAGGUCUUCCUAACUGUCUAUGGCCAAGGACAUCCUGGGUGAAGCGGGGCUGCACUUUGAUGAGCUGAACAAGCUGCGGGUAUUGGACCCUGAGGUUACCCAGCAGACCACAGAGCUCAAGGAGGAGUGCAAGGACUUUGUGGACAAAAUUGGCCAGUUUCAGAAAAUAGUUGGUGGUUUAAUUGAGCUUGUUGACCAGCUGGCAAAAGAAGCAGAAAACGAGAAGAUGAAGGCCAUCGGUGCUCGGAACUUGCUCAAAUCUAUAGCAAAGCAGAGGGAGGCCCAACAGCAGCAACUCCGAGCCCUAAUAGCAGAAAAGAAAAUGCAGCUUGAAAGGUAUCGGGUUGAAUAUGAAGCUUUGUGUAAAGUAGAAGCAGAACAAAAUGAAUUUAUUGACCAAUUUAUUUUUCAGAAAUGAACUGGAAAUUUCAUUUUAUAGCAGGCCGGGCAAAAAACAAAACCCAAAAAACCUCUGUACCAAUCCAGUGACUUGACCAAUGACCCAAGUAUGUCCUGAGAGAUGGUGUGGAAAAAACGCAGCAUCUCUGAAGGCAGUAAGCAAGUCUGGGGGGUUUGUUGCAAAUGUCAGCGAACAUCUGCUGGGCAGUUACCCCGUGGCCACAGUGCUCCAGGCUCUCACCUCUUGGCACUCUUAGCCUGAACUGAGCAGUCUGUAAAUUUUGACCCUUUUUUUUUUGUAAAGUCACAAAGCUUUCAAAGGAAGAGCAAUAAAUUAUUGUUUUCAAA